AUGACUGACAAUAAUUCAACAUUACUACAUACAGACGAGUAUAACUCGACUUAUAAUCACCAUGAAAAUUUAGGUUCACUUAUCUUUUUCACAAUUGUUUAUAUACUUGUACUUAUAUCUGGUCUAGUGGGCAAUUUUAUUGUUCUAUUUGUCAUAUUAAAAAAUAAUGAUUUAAAACAUUUUACAAAUUAUUUUUUUGCUAAUUUAAGUGCAACUGAUGUAUUUGUACUUAUAUUUUGCAUUCCAACUGCUAUACAUGAUAUUUGGGCAAAAGAUCAAUGGUAUUUGGGUAAAUUUUUUUGUUUAAGUAAUCAAUUUAUUGAAAGUUGUGCUACAAGUGUCUCUUCAUUAACAAUAACAGCAAUUAGUUUUGAACGUUUUAUUGCAAUAUGUGAACCAUUUAGGGUUCAUGAUAUAUUCAAUGAAACAUUGACAUUAGUUACUAUUUUUUUAAUAUGGGCCAUUGGUCUUAUUUUUUCCUUACCAUUCUUUAUUUUUGCUGUUUAUGAUCCAUCAUUUAAUCCAACGGAUUCAUUAAAUAAUACAUCAAAUCUGGUAACAGUUUGUUAUUUAAAUGCUAAUUCAAGUACUGCACGUGCUUGCAUAACAUGGUUUAUUGUUUUACUUAUUUUUGUCCCAUUUUUCGUUUUAACAUUUAUAUAUGCACGUAUUAUACUUGAAUUAGUUCGUCAUCGUGCUAUACGUUUAACAGCUAUAGCAAAAACUCGACAACAACAACUACCAUAUGAUGAUGAAUCAAAUAGUUUAAAUAGUGGUUCAUCAUCAAAUCAAGAUAAUCAACAAUCACGUUCAUUUCUUGCUUAUAAACGUUUUGAACAAAAACGUCUUAAUACAGUUAUUAUUUGUGUUGUAACUGUAGCCUUUUUUGCUUCCCAAUUUCCUGUACGAAUUAUUCAAUUGGUUAAUAUGUAUGGACGUGUACGAAAUGAAGAAACAAUGCCACAUCUAGCAUGGAUAUGGAUAUGGAAAUUAUCAAAAUUACUUUUUUUUCUUAACUUUACAGCAAAUCCAAUUAUUUAUAAUAUAUUAUCGACAAAAUUUCGUCGUUCAUGUCGACGUCUUUUUCAAAUACAUCGUUCAAUAGAUUCUACAUCAAUGCAAUCACGUAAAACAAGUAUAACAUCAUAUCUUUAUUCAAGUAUAUAUAAAAGUCGUCGUCGACAAAGUAGUUUACAUAAUAAUCAAGUACAAUAUUCUCAAAAUAAAAAUCAUCAUUUUUCUUCUCGGCAUAUGAAUAAAAAAUUAAGUUUAACACGAUGUAUUAUGGAUUCAAAUCAAGUGAUUUCAUUAAUGAAUAAUAAUAAUAAUAACAUUAGUAAUAAUGGAAAAGAACAAAUCAAUAUAAAUGAGACUGAAAGUCGAGAUCUUGUUACUACUGGAAGUAAUGAAGAAAUUAUUUUUCCAACAUUAAAUAAUACAAAACGUUCACAACAACCAUUUCAAGUAUUAACUGAAGAAGACGAUGAGAAUAUUGUUCACUAA
This is a messenger RNA of Rotaria sp. Silwood1, 1503 nucleotides long. NCBI's taxonomy places the organism in Eukaryota, Metazoa, Rotifera, Eurotatoria, Philodinida, Philodinidae. The record is from the annotation of a GenBank genome assembly.